Homalodisca vitripennis (glassy-winged sharpshooter) is the source of this 7271-nucleotide messenger RNA. RefSeq names its product histone acetyltransferase KAT6A-like. Bases 286 to 4137 code for a protein of 1283 amino acids. Gene Ontology annotation, molecular function: protein binding. Lineage: Eukaryota; Metazoa; Arthropoda; Insecta; Hemiptera; Cicadellidae. Gene Ontology annotation, cellular component: spindle pole. The record is from RefSeq and is a predicted model, not a curated record. Gene Ontology annotation, biological process: mitotic cell cycle; establishment of meiotic spindle localization; spindle organization. The transcript has 7 exons.
CGCGCCGUGCGUCAGUAUGGAUUUGUGCGUUUAGAGGGCGGCACACCUGUAGGCUGUCUUGUGUCGUGCUGUGUUCAUCCCUAGCUGCUCUUGUGUUGAGUGAAGGUGUGUUUCUGUGUUGUGUUCGGGCUUCCCAUCGGUGUCGCCGUCUUCCCAGGCCUUCUGUCAAUCGAAAGGAUUUCUUAGCGAAGUUGCAGUGACCUGUUCGUGUGUUAGUGUAUAUAACUGAGUUAGUGUCAACACUACCUCCAGUGUUAGUGUUAGUGUCAUGUGAUCGGAGUCAUCAUGGGAUGUGUACAGUCUUACUUCAAAAGAGCUCACAAUGCCGGAAUAUCACCUUCUUCAACGCAAGAAUCGAACAGUAAGCAGCCAAUCAGUGAGGAUGGCACGAAGCCUGUCCAGGAGGAAAGAAGUAUCACGGAGGAGCCGGAGAGCAACGACACAUCGUACGGCGUGGAGGCGACCGCGGUGCGAACCCUAGCGGCGACCACAGGAACCGUAGCUAUCCUCGGAACCACGGCCAAGACCGCAGAGAAGAAGGAAGGGAAGGAGGAGGGUAGCAGCGAGGCGGCAACGCCUGUGGUGGUAGACACAAUACCUGAGGAGCAAGAAGAACCUCCUUCUAGCGUUGAGCAAGCCGUCGUCCACGAAGAGGAUAAAAGGGACAGCAAAGCGUCUGAGAAGAGCUCAGGUCCUGCCUCCGCCAACAGUAGACCCACCAGUAGCCAUCUAGAAGACAAUGAUAAGAAGGAAGCUGCAGACCCGUCACCACCUGCCUCAUCGAACGAGCCCAAAGAGAGCACUCCUAGCGAGUCUUCAGAGGCGAUAAAGUCUCCUCUUCCGAAUUCUAAUAAAAGUGAAACCGCUUCUCCCGAGGUAAAAUCGCCAGUUUCACCUCCGGAUGAAACCGAAUCAAAGAUCGCCGAAGAAGUUGCAACAGAAUCCGUAGUUAGUGAAUCGACCAAAGACAAGGAAGAGGAUAUUUCAAAAUCAAUAUCGAGUGAAAGGUUAAAAACGAAUAGUUUAUCGAACACGACUUUAUCGUCGGAUUCCAUUGCUGAAAUCGAAAAUGCCAGCGUAAAACAGUCACCUUCGGUUGAAAAAGUAAUAGAAAGCUUUGACAGUUCGAGUACUGUGGAGUUUGUAGAUAUUGCGACCAAAGACUCGCCCAAGGCCGAUGAUACCGCGACAAACCCCGCACGAUCGAUAAGUUCUGAUUUAUCUAACAAAGCCAAUCUACCAGUUGAUGGGGAGAAGACGCCUGAUGUCACAUCUCCAGUGGAACCGGAAGAGAAAUUGUAUGAGGAAGAACUUCCGCCUCCUCCGCCACCAGAAACAGAAGAUACCUCAGAAGCUCAAAUUCCAAAUGAUACUAUACAGUCCCCUCCUAAUCUAGAAAAGACAGAAAUAACAGAAGAUAGUUCAGUCAAAGAGACCGAUCAAGAAGAAGUCGAUGCGAAUAGUUUAUCAAAGGAUCAACAGAAUGAGGAGCCUUCUUUAAAUUCUGAAUUGACUUCUAAUACGUCAAAUAGCAUUCAGUCCGUUUUAAAAAACGAAGAAGCUCAAGACAUUAAUUCCAAAAGUGCCAUAGAAAACAAUUCUCCAAAUGCCUCUGAAGAAGUAAAAGCGGAAACGGGAAGCCCAUUCAGUACCGAUAACAACAGCUCACUGAAUGAUAAUGGGGACGCAAGUCCGGUGAAGACAGUCACUUCUAGCCCAGCUCCAGAAAUUUCAGAGGAUCACAAAGAGGAAAUUAAACCAGAGGUGGUUCAGAGUCCAGUUCCAGACAAAUCUGAAAGCACCCAAGAGUUAACAAACGGAUUAGCCUCAAGAAACGAAACACCCAUUGAGAAAACACCAGUCAACGAACAAAUAUCCAAACCUAGUGUGGAAGAAGUUCUAAAUAGCACAGAAGGCAAUGAAUCGAAAACGCCAGGUAAUGAAGUUAACGGUGAAAUUCCAGAUGACGUGUUUGGUUCACCAAUAGACUUAACGGAUGAAAAGGUAGUUGCUGCAGCCACUACUAUUCAGGCAACAUUUAGAGGAUUUCAGACGAGACAGAAUUUGAAGGCAGAUGAAAAAGGUGAAACCGAUGAAAAGCCUGUCUCAGAACCAGUUGAAAACGAAGUCAAGAAAUCGGCAGAAAUCGUAGAAGAGACCCCUUUAAAUUCCGUUAGUGAAGGUUUCGAUUCAACAACCGAACAGCCGAGCUCCAUCUUGGAAGAUGUUGACGACAAGAUGAUCGCCGCGGCGACGACGAUUCAGGCCAAUUUUAGAGGGUAUCAGACGAGGCAAAUCUUGCAAAACAGAGACUCCGCACUUCCGACCUCGGAAGAUACCAACCAAUCGAGUGAAAGGAAAACACCGACAGCGCUUACACCCGAAUUGAUCGAAUCAGUCAAGGAGGAAGUGGACGAUAUUUGUAAAGAGGCCGAAAUCAUUGCAGCUGAAAGAGCAGAAUCCGUAGAAGGGAUGGUUGCCGGAGUCCAUCAAGUCGUCGUGGAGGCGAAGGAGUCGACUACUCUCCCGAGUGUGUCGGAGUCUGUACAAGCGGUGAGGGGGAGUGUGACACCCCCGUCUGUAAGCGAUGCCGGCGCAGAGGAUGUUGACAACUACGAUGGCAAGGAGGAGGUCUUCGACUCGCUUCCGACAGAUGAGAAGACGGUCCACGCUGCGACAACCAUCCAGGCCUCCUUCAGAGGGUUCCAAGUCAGGAAGAAUCUUCAGGACAACCAAGAACAACCUGACUCGAUGCCGGAUUACCCACCCCCAGCGGAGGACGACCUCAUGCCCUCCCUGGACGACCUCCCGCCUCCGGACUUCGAGGCUCUGGAAUCCUCGUACUCAGAGGACGCCCCCACAGAGCCUCUCGCACCGCCGCCGCCCCCGGACUCUGUCAUCUUCAACGAAGAGGACGAAGAUGAGCUGAUGUCCCUCCAGCAGCUCCAGAGACCGCCAGAGUGUGACGAGCUCCCCGAGCACAGACUGACCGUGGACACCGACUCCUCGGAGAGCUCCCUGUCCAGCGCCGCCACCAAGAUACAGGCGGGGGUCAGAGGAUACCUCACCAGGAAACAGAUGCAGGCUCAAGGAGACACCGGAGGCACGACCUCCACCUCCACGAACGUGCUGGACAGUGACCAGUCGCUGAGCGUGUCGCGAGAGGAGGACGGAGUGAGAAGUGCGAUAUCCACGGAGGAGGAGAGCGAGGUUUGCCGCCACGUGGUCAGCCCUGACAGUGACACGAUCAUGGAGAUGGAGGUCCCUCGCUCCUCCAGGAGCGCCACCAAGAGGAUGUCCUUGGGCAGUAAUGCGGCAGAGCUACCCCCGGCCCGUCAGCGAGCACCCCUCCGCACCGCCAUGUCUGUGCAGGGUCCUGUUCCUGUUUCGGACGACGAUGUCUGGAACACAUUGAAGGGCGAAAUGUCGGACGCAGCCACCAGGAUCCAGUCCAACUUCCGGGGUUAUCGGGCGAGGAAGCAGCUCCAACGAGAGGACGCGAUGCAGGUGACUUCCAGCUCGAGCCAAGCCACGGGAAGUUCCGGGAGUCCAGCUGGGGACGCGGGGAGGGUCUCGGCGGCCAGCGAGGUCCGAGACGUCGAGGACACCGUCCAAACCGCCAGGACCUCGGGGGAGUACCACGAUAUCAUCGCUCUCACUCCGCCGUCUAUCCAGACUGAAGGUGGGGGAGCGGACGCUGCGGCGGUGUCGGCGGCAGUGGCGGGCGAGCCUGCAGACGACUCGGACCUAGAGAUGGUCAAGAGGCGAGCGGAGGACGACGCUAAAGAGGCGGCAGCUGCGACCAAGAUCCAGGCGACCUUCCGGGGCUUCAAGGCGCGCCAGGAGUUGAAGGACGUCGACCAAGCGGCGGCCAAGAUACAGGCGGGUUUCCGCGGUUACAAGGUCAGAAAGGAGAUGAAGAACGGAAGGUCGAGGAGGUCGUCGAACCCGGAACAGGGCGAGGCCCCCCAGAGGAUACAGCACUCGGGGAGUGUCGAGGAGUCCGCGGCCACCAAGAUACAGGCGGGGGUGCGCGGCUUCCUGGUGCGGAGGAAGUACCAGAAGGAGCAGGAUGCGGCCACCAAGAUCCAAGCGGGAUUCAGAGGAUACCACAGCCGCAAACAGGUCACCAACUAGUAAGUUGCAUUUACAGACAAAGUGUGAUACUACCCUGUUAUUUAUUUGUAUUUCGCGUAGUCAGGUAGUGUGUUAUACUAAGUAAAUUCGUACGUUAUUUUUAUAUAUCCUUGGAUUAGUUGUGUUGCCAUUUGUUUACUCUCUGGAUUCAUCACAGCAAUACUCUGACAGGUUGUGUACUCGCGGAUCUUCGGAUCCGAACAAUUUUUGUUGUAAUUGGGCAGCGUUAAGAUUAAAACUGUUUAUGAGUUUUUUUAAUGUUUGAAAUGAUUCCUAUGGCACCCAAGAGCAAUGGUACUGAUAUUUAGAAUUCAAAUUUAUACAGUAUUUUCCAUAGAUCACAAAACUAAAACUAAAUCAGAACAGAGUUGGAUUAAUGAUAUGACUUAGCAAAUUUAUUAUUGCACACAAUAAGUAAUUAAUGCAUACUCAUAAAGAAUUUUAUAGGUAAUAUACUUAUUCUAUAGACUUUUAAGUAUGAAUAUGACAUUCACCAUGAUUAGUUAAUCUUUCUUUGAAUAUAUAUUGUUUUGCAGAAUGUUUCUGAUAUAGUUUCUUAAAUUAAGAUUGUAAUUAGAUUUUUAACUAAUUGUCAGGGGAAAUUAUUUUUGGUUUUAAAACAUCUGUAGUUUGGUUCCCAUUACUUUUUCUCGUUACCAUGUAUAAAUAUUUCUUUCUCAUUCAUACUGUUACCCUAAUGCUUUCUUAAUCGUACACAUGAUGAAAAUCUUGUCAAAUGCAGCACCUUUCAAUGAACUGUUUGUUCGUUACACUGAACUACAUUAUACUAGGAAUGGUUAAUACAAUAAAAAAUAUGAAUGAAAUGAGCUUACAAUUUGUCCUAAAUUAUUAGCAUUUUUAGUGUUAUGCUGUUUCUAAUUAGUCUUUUUUUGGAGUUGCACUUAAAAGUACCUGAACUUUUAAAUGAACUUUUUACGAACCAAAACGUAUGUAGUAAUGAUCUGUUUACUGCUAACUUUGCAAAUAUAAACAAUCGUAUGUUUAAAACAAUCUUUGAGAAAGUAUAUAUCAAAGAGAUUUAUAAUAAACUUAAUGAACUGAUAAAUGUCCAACAAAAUAUUUCCAAAUAUGUUCCUAAUAUUUUCUUUUUGAUGAGUUAAAAUGUAUGAUAUAAAUUUAAAAUACCGAUAUAAAAAAUGAAAUUCGUUACUAAACUAAACGACUAAAAUAGAUUUUAAACUUCAUUAUGGCGAUGCUUGUAGUGUUUAAUAUCUACUUCCUUAUUUUUAUAAUACUUCAACUGAUAUGUUAUAGGAUGGAAUGUAUAAUAAUGUGCCUCAACAAUGUAAUGAGUAAAAUAUGUACGCUUCUAAUCAAAGCAGGAAGGGACCAUUCAGCUUGGCCGUCUGACUAACAGAAGCUUAAUAAAGCCACUGAUCAGCUAGUAUCUUUUAUUUUUAUAGAAUACGUCAACUUCAGAGUGAAAUAUGUUCUUGAUAAAUCAAAAUAAACAAGCCCUAAUCCAUGAAAAUUAGUCACAAGCAACCAAAUUAACUAAUAACUUAUCAAAUCCAUUCUAUUUAAAGUUCCUCUCGAUUCGCAUAAUUUCAUCAUAUUAUACAAAACUAGAACAUUCCAUUAAAAAAGCACUUCACUUGGGACAGUAACUUUUUAGCUGUCUCCAUAUGAAGUUGAUUGUUUUCAUUCAUUAAUAAAAAGAGAUAAAUUUUUUAUAGUAAUCUCUUCAAAAUAAUACAUAUAAUAUAUACAAAAAUUCAAUUGCUGGCACUUCACACCUAUAUCGGUCGUAUUCCUCUGUAACUAAAACAGUUUGGUGCUAUGUACUUGAAUUAGAAGGUGCACAACCAAGAAAAGAAUUAGUCCAGUUUUGUAGGAAGUUUUGUAACCAGAUUUAGACGACGUAAAGUUUUGUAGACAUUUUUAGAGAAGUUGCAUAGCCUAUAUAAAUGUGUAGGAUUUUGUUCUAAACUGUUCAUAUUACAGGGUACAGUAAGAAAUUUAAAUUUCCUGGUAUAUGUUGUAUUAGUACCCACAGACAAUACAGCAUUACAGUGUAAUGUCUGAUUUGAUAUCCUAUCCAACUUAGGCAAUGUUCACAAUAAAUUAAACAUAUUUUGUUUUUCAUUCUGCAAAUUGUCUUCAAAACUAAAAAUAUUAAAUUAAUAAUUUAGUGAUAGCAUGAAAGGUGUUUCAGUAUAAAUUAGAAAUGCGUUGUAUUCAUACAUUUGUGGAUGAGAACGUACUCUUUUACGUUGUUAUACGUAAUAUGUUCUUGUUGAAACAGAUUUUAAUUCUAUAAAGCAUAUACAAUUGUUAUAAGAUGUCUAUAAAUUUCCAAAGCAUUGUUAUUGUUCUCUAAAUUGUAGCUCAACAAUGAAAGCACAAAUGCAUUAUAAGUAUUUUCAAUGUACUUAUUUUUACUCUUAAGAGGUAAUCUGUGUGUAAAACAUUACUUCUUUAAUUUAAUCGAGUGGUUGUAGGCAUAUUUAUAAACAUUUUAGCCCAAUCGAACUUCCAAAAAUUGCUCUAUCAGCCACUCGACUAACAUGUUGGCUAAUAAAAUAAAAUCUCCUUUCUAGAAAGUACUUUUCGUGCCCAGACACCGAUUCCCCCUCUCGUGCUCUAAUGUGAUUUUGAAAUCAAAGAUUGUGUAAGUUAGUAUGUGUGUAUGAAGUCGUCUAAAUUAAUGUUCUAUAUUUUUCAAUCCGGUAAGUCUGUGUAAUGAUGUAGUUAGGAGCUGUGCGAACUGUGCACCGACUCAGUUGUAUUGUUAAUGAUGUAAUGUAACCGACAACACUGUUAUAGCAUUGCACAGGACCGUGUUAGAAGGAUCAUAUCUAGGUGGACAUAUCUUACUGUAUAAGCUGGCUCUUCGUGUAGAUACGUAUGUUGUAAUAAAACUUAUAGACAUCUCCCUUGUAAAUAACUAUGUAUUCUAAAGUUUAACCUAACAGUAAUGUGCAGCUGGGAUGGAAUGUAUAGAAUAUGGUGUGCCAUAUUUAAGUUAGCUGUUAUUCUUGUCAGUUUGGCCUAACGAGUUCAGUAUAUUUGUUGGGUGGACCAUUAUUAAAUCCAUUUUCACGUUUGUUACUAAACUUGAACUGUUUUAGAUAAAAUGUACCAUUUGUAUGUGAAUAAAACAUUCUACUUUA